CUUAGAAGUAGUUAUGAACAUCAGGAAACACUGCUAUAAUCACGCUUAACCCAACAGAGGAACCGACACAACCAGCAGCUGAUUUUUCUCUCAGAUUAUUUCAGCAUCUUAGACCAACAAAAUGAAGAGCUUCUUUCUACUCGUCCUCCCAUUAAUUACAGGUCGUGAGCUCCAGAGUAAACCGAAAGGAUGCAACAAGUUCAUCUGCAAUAAAACAAAUGGAAUAUAUCACAUGUCUGAAACAACUAAUCACAAAUCAAGAAUUCUAGAAAACACUCUCAAGGUGAUCAUCAAAGAUGGUGAUAACAUAACGACACCUGACUGUGGGAAAAGAUUUAUACCGUCCCCUGGCUUGUAUGAAGAACAUUUUAAAAUUGGAAAUGAUCGUCCAAACCCAUAUAAUCAAACAGCAUAUGUUACAGCUAAAACUACAAUCAAAUGUGAUCACGAGGACAUGUCCAGGGCUGUUUUUUUCUGCAAAGAAAAGGAAAAUUUUACCUGUCAGAACUUUCAAACAACAUCCUCUCUAAAGUCAGACGAGACGUUCACUCUCACAGAAACAGGAAGUGGUUUCAAUCUGUCCAUCAGCAAUGUGUCCUCACGUCAUGCUGGUUUGUACUGGUGUGGAGUGAAAGAAGGAGACAAAUAUUGUGUGUCUCUUAUAGAACUAAAAGUUAACACAAUCACCAACUUCACAAGAUCACCACGUGUUGGAGAGAACUUUACAUACUAUUGUAGAUAUUAUGAUUGCCACUCUUCAAAAUUCAUCUGUAAGGGAGAAGAUCCAGCCACAUGUCAACAUCUUGUAAACAGCACAAAGCCUGAUAUGAGUUCAAAGUUUUCCAUGAAAGAUGAUAAAGCAAACAAGAAAAUCACCAUAACAAUGAAAGAGGUGACAGCAGCCGACUCUGGGACAUACUGGUGUGGAGCAGAAACCACUGAUGAACAACGCUGCAACACUUUCAUCCACAGAAUGAUCUUAAAUGUUGAAGCUGAGAAAUCGACUGGUAUAGCAAACUAUCUGAUCAUUGGUGCAGUUUUGCUGACGCAGCUGUUGGUGACUGUUAUCAUUGUUUUCUACAAACGAUUUUCACAGUCAAACAACAAAGGAAAGAGAGCUACAGAAGAGCAUCCCGGAGAAGUUAGUGAUCAUGUCUAUGAGGAGAUACAGGAGACCCUCUGGAAGCCAGAGCCACAAAAUGCAGUGACUACCAUCUACACCACCGUAGAGAUGCCCACAAGAGAACCUGACUCAGUGCAUUACUCAACUAUUAACUUUCAAAGCAGCUCGGCUGGUGCAAAGACUGUGGCCCUUCAACCCAGCUCGUCUUCCUGCCUGUAUUCUGCUGUGAAGCCCAGCAAAAGGCCAACUGGCUCCACCAUGAAUCAGCCUUGCAGAUUUACAGACAAAUCUCUGACCUAUUAGGAAUGUGUCUGAGUCUUUUUCCAACACGUACUGUGUGAUCUUGCUGCAGCUCCAGAACACUACUCAAUCUAGAAGGGGGAAGGAAGCGUGCUGUAGCUAAAAAGUCAUUCCUACCAUACUGUGCUUGUUUCAUGGAAUUAUUAUAAAAAGUGUAAAAUCCAAAUCAAUCCUUUUGGAUUUUUUUUUACGGCUUUAAGUUUGUAAAGACUUACCAUGUCAUUGCAUUGUUGCUGAUCAUGUCACUGUCUCCUGCCGCAGCCAUGUCAGAACUAGAGUUUUAAGUGAAAAUGUUGUAAUUUAAAUUUAACUGAAUUUUUCACAAGUUUCAGUGCAUAAUUUUCAUUAUCUAUGGAAGUGCUGAGAUUAUAAUCUUGUUUUUUGUUCCUGCUAUGUUUAGAAUAAAGGCAGGUUCAAAUAGCUUUGAAAUUCAUACUGACUUUGUACUUUAUAACAAAUAAAUCCUAAA
Molecule: messenger RNA, 1892 nt
Organism: Melanotaenia boesemani (Boeseman's rainbowfish)
Lineage: Eukaryota; Metazoa; Chordata; Actinopteri; Atheriniformes; Melanotaeniidae
Exons: 8
Coding region: 122-1426 (434 amino acids)
Source: RefSeq, a predicted model, not a curated record